GCCUCUCUCCAAUUCUUUUUUCUUCCCCUGCAAAAUUUAUGCUCAUGCUCACCCUGCUCGAGCGAGAGCAUACGCGCAUAUAUAAAGGGCUCCUCAUGCCUGCGUUCUUGCUUCCCCCGGUUUCCUUUUUAUUCUUGUGCGCUAUUCUCUUGUGGGAAGGAAGAGAAGAGGGCUGGCUGCGCGGCAGCGAAUGCUUAGCUCAGGUGUGUUAGAUUGGAAGUUGGAACAAUAACUUGAUUUAAGGUUCAAGAGCAAACAAAACCAUGGAGAGGGAAAUCAUGACCUCCUAUGAAACCAAGAAGAACUGUGAAAUUAGGGUAUUUGAGAGUUCAGACGAGAUGGCAACAGAUCUGGCAGAGUUUAUUUCACAAGUUUCAGAAAUUUCUGUUAAGGAAAGAGGAUACUUUGCUAUUGCUCUCUGCGGAGGGCCUCUUAUCAGACAUAUGCGGAAGCUCUGUGAAGCACCAUACAACAAGACCCUUGAUUGGUCUAAAUGGUACAUCUUCUGGGCUGAAGAACGUGCAGUAGCAAAGAACCAUGCAGAGAGUAACUACAAAUUAGCAAAGGAAGGAUUUCUCUCCAAGGUGCCUAUUCUUAAUGGUCAUGUCUACUCCAUCAACGACAACGCAACGGUGGAACAGGCUGCAACUGACUAUGAAUUUGUCAUCAGGCAGCUGGUCAAGGUUCGAACAGUUGGAGUCUCAGAGAGCAACGACUGCCCCAAAUUUGACCUCAUUCUUCUGAACAUUGGUCCUGAUGGUCAUGUAGCCUCAUUGUUCCCCAACCAUCCAGCUCUUGAGCUGAAAGAUGACUGGGUCACCUACAUCACCGAUUCUCCAGAGCCUCCACCUGAGAGGAUUACCUUCACUCUCCCUGUGAUAAACUCGGCAUUGAACAUUGCUAUUGUUGCCACUGGAGAAGACAAGGAAAAGGCUGUGUCUUUUGCUAUUUCUGACUGCAACGAAAGCCUAGGUGCUACAUCAGUACCUGCUACAAUGGUUCAGCCAACUGACGGGAAGUUGGUAUGGUUUCUGGAUGAGGCGGCUGCCUCAUCCCUUGAAGCUGGGAACGAUGCUUACGAGCACCAGUACUGAGACAAGUGUUGGACCUGGACAUCCUUCUGCUUCUUCUUCUUCUUCUUCUUCCUUUUGCUGUGAAUGUAGAGUUGUUCAUGUCGUUGAUGUGUUUGGAUGGGAGAAGUUUUGGGGAGCACUUAGAUCUGAUUUCUGAGAAGUCGAAAAAAUGAUGCAACAUGUAUUUUAUGCCGAGAACUGAAGUACCAGAGUAGCUAAGUUCGAACGUUGGUCAUAUGAUACUGUUUAGUGUUGCCUCAGUUUUAUCAUAUUCCUUUUUAUGAUAUUUUCUAGCGGGUAGCAGUAUUUUUGCUGGAUAUAUUGGAAUCCUGAGCCUAAGAUGCAUUUCAA
This is a messenger RNA of Setaria italica (foxtail millet), 1424 nucleotides long. RefSeq names its product probable 6-phosphogluconolactonase 1. Gene Ontology annotation, molecular function: 6-phosphogluconolactonase activity. Lineage: Eukaryota; Viridiplantae; Streptophyta; Magnoliopsida; Poales; Poaceae. Bases 264 to 1094 code for a protein of 276 amino acids. The record is from RefSeq and is a predicted model, not a curated record. Gene Ontology annotation, biological process: carbohydrate metabolic process; pentose-phosphate shunt. The transcript has 4 exons.